AUGGAGUCCCUUGAGAUUGGUGGCCUCCAGCCAUACCUUCUGACCCGGUUCGAAUACUGGAUUGGAUUUCUGUCCGAAGAUGCGCUAGCUGGGUGA
Molecule: messenger RNA, 96 nt
Organism: Fibroporia radiculosa
Lineage: Eukaryota; Fungi; Basidiomycota; Agaricomycetes; Polyporales; Fibroporiaceae
Exons: 2
Coding region: 1-96 (31 amino acids)
Source: RefSeq, a predicted model, not a curated record